CCACCACCACAACGCCAACAACCACCACCACCACAACCCCGACCACCACCACCACACCAACAACCACAACUAGAAGCACGACUACGACCACGCUCGCAGACAAAAUUUUUACUUUUGGCGGAUCUCCCAUAUGCAGCAAGUGCCUGUUCGAGGGAGGGUUCGGGUUCGACUCCGACCCCCAGUACUGCGACACCUUCUACCAGUGUAUCCCCGACUCAGAGCCCAUCAAGAAACUCUGUCCUGCUGGAACCUUCUGGAACGGUGACCAGUGCGACUUCAUCCACAAGGUCAAAUGUCAACUCGCUGUUUGUGACGUCAGGACCCCCGCCGGGACCCGCUACCCCAGCGGACGAUGCUGUAACAAAUUUUACGAGUGUAACAACGGGAACCUGACCGAGAUGAGCUGCCCCAUGGACCAGUUUUAUGACGCCACUAGCAGAAGGUGCCAGACUGUCUCCAACAGGACGGUCGUGUGCGAGAUGACCAACAGGUUCGAGUGUGACGUCAACAGGAACGGACCAGUCAAAACCGAGGCUUGUGCUGGAUACGCCCCUGAUCCAUUUGGAAACCCAUGCAAAUACCAGUACCAAGGAAUCUCCCUGAGCGUUGCCCCCGGCACAGAAUGGAACCAGACCAAAUGUUCUCUGGACUUCAGCAAGACUGACCGCUGCUACAACACACUGGUGGCCCUGGACAGAGAUUUCCUAGGCAACGGCUCCUCCAAUGUCUGUAACGCCGUGUUCCUGGCCAACUUCGACAACGGAAGUAAAACCGUCCUGAGCGAGCGUCUGAACAAAGCUCUGGACGUCUACUCCAUCCAACAGGAAGUCCGUCUGGAGAACAACGCCCUGACCUUCACCCCUGACAUGAGCAAUGCCUUCCUCUACUACUUCUUCUUCAACAACAAGGACAUGGCCAGUAACACCGCCUUCAGAGCUCGCGUGCGAUUGGACAAUCCCCAGCUAAACAGAGAGUACGACAUCUUCUCCAACAGCUACUGCUCCCAGUGUCCCGACACCAUCCGGCUCACAGUCUCAGCCACAUCCAGUACCAAGCGUGUGGUCACCGCCAUGUUUGUCACCACUGGAAACUCCAGUGUUCAGACAUCCGCCAUCAUUGAUCUUAGAAACGCUAACGAUAUGAUGGACAUCACCGUGGUGUUUGGGGACAACGCCAUAUAUGGUAAAGUGAAAGAGGUCAGCGGAAGUAACGUCAACAGUGUCAUCCAGGCUGUUGACUUUAGCAGGGUGGGAAAGACAGCCGGAAGUCACAUAGCCAUCAACAAAUGUGGCAUUCAGCUUGGCAGAGGUCCCAACAACCACUUCGUUGGACUUAUUGAUCAGUUUGCCGUCUACGAGAGCUGCCAGGAUAUCGACUCAGUCCUGAGAUAAAAACUAAAAACUAGGAACAUUAAAGUAUAAAAACAUCGACGCAUAAUGCGGAACAAAAGUAUUCUAACAACUGUUACACAUCUGCAAUAAAAAAUAUUGUAUCAACAAUAUGUAGCUAAACACAAUGACAGUCGUUCAAAUGAGCUAAGAUACGAAAGGGCUAUGUGAUAUGAGAUUAUAAACAGUACAAUAAAAGUAAUACAAAUUAUUAUCUCAUAUGUCUAUAACAUACAACAAAAUAUAAUAAUAUUUACAAUAUAUUACAUUUUAAAAAGCAUAAAGUAAACACAAAAAAUUCUAGAAUAUAUAACUGAUUGAAACAUUUAUGUUAUACGAUAAAACAUCAAAUAUAAUUUAAUUACACAUUUGUUAACAAGAUUAUAUUUUUACCAAAAAGAUGCACGCUAUGUAUUUGUUCUAAAUAAACCGAAACAAUGUAAAUGAAGUAUAUUUAUCGAGACGUACACAGCGUCAACUUGCCAACAAACGAUAAUAUUAUUAUUUACAGUUUACACGUUUUUAUUGUACCUGUUUUUUAUUCUUUUAUAAAGUUUGAAUUAAAAUCUGGUGAAGAAAA
This is a messenger RNA of Physella acuta, 1968 nucleotides long. RefSeq lists its product as uncharacterized. The record is from RefSeq and is a predicted model, not a curated record. Lineage: Eukaryota; Metazoa; Mollusca; Gastropoda; Physidae.